GAUUUCUGAACAGUAGGAAAACACGUGACAUUAAUUCACGUGACUGAAAGUCUAAAUGCGGGCGCCUCCUUGCUAUGAAGAGUUGUUGGGCCAGUAUUUGGCUUAGAACAAAAAUACGAACAUCGCGAUCGACGAGUAUUUCAGCAAUUACGCAGAGAUCAGCAAUUUCAUUCUCUGCGAUAGUACACGCAAAUUAGAGAGUGAUUUGUAGAGUCAGCGAUUGUUUAUAGCUGCAGCUGAUUGUGAUUUGCAGAGGAGAUCUGGAGCACACAAACAGGUUGAUUAUAUCGCGACAUUCCUCCCGCGUCUUGCUUAUAAGUCGCAUCAGACGUAUUUGAAUUGAGCAAAAAUGCCACCUUUUAGGGACGAGAGCAUAUUUGUCAUCGCUACGGGAUCACAGACAACAAAGGUGCAGUAUGGACUUCCCGAGUCUCUGACACCUGCGCAGAAGGUUGUGUCGACGCGUGUUUAUCGAACUGCUCAGUCGGGAUUCUCGAUGGAGGGCGCGGAAUCUGAUGCAGUUUAUCCUAUUAAAGAUGGUAUAAUUGAGGACCUAGAGGCCCUACAGUAUCUAAUCGGAUACCUCUACAGAACCACAAUAAACCUUGCCCCAGACGCGACUCCAUUCUCGCCAAUUCUCAUGACCUCGAACUCGGAAUGGCGACCAAAGCAGAUCGAGUCGAUAAUCUCCUAUGUUUUCAACACGCUCCAUGUUCCGGCCGUGACAGUCAUCCCCGAGUCUUUGGCGGCAGUGUUUUCGUACGCGUCACCGACGGCAUGUGUUGUCAAUAUCGGAUACGAAAAGACCGAGAUCACGCCGGUUGUCGACUUUUGUAUUUCCGAUACCGCGCAGGAAGUUUUCCAUGGCGUGGGCGGGAAGCUCAUCAAUGAGGAGUUAGAGGCACUGUUACCAAAUUUGAAGCCCUAUCAGAUCGAGGAGCUGAAGAGGUCGAAAAUCUAUGAGAUCUUGAGCGAGAUAUCGAUGGGUUUUUUCGGUGAACCCAGCCAACCUGCGACGACUUCACUGGAAGAUGAGGGAAUUGUCGAUGUCGCUGCUAUCGUCACCAGUGACAACGCGCGAGAACUAUUGGCGCAGCGGGAACAGCAGCUACAGAACGGCAAGCAGGUGGAAUUGAAGAACUCGGAGAUGCCGAGAAACUCGUUUGUUGACUCGACCGGCAACCGGAUCGAGGUCGGAACCGAGAGAUUCAAGGGCGCGGAGAAGCUUGUGGAGCAGCUUGCGCAGGCUAUUGGACGAACUAUUGCAAAGAUGGAUGACAUCACGAAACGCGGUGAUUGCUGGGAUAACAUUGUCUUGGUCGGCGGCCCGACGGUGAUCAGGGGGUUCGUCGACGCCGUGCUUUUGUCAUUGCAGGAGCAUUUCCUAGUUAACCGAACAAAUACCUUCUCUGAGAUCCCGUCUGGUAUCAAUACGCCGGGUGGUUAUGGCUCCCCAAUUGGCUCGGCUUACGGCCAGAUGCACACCAUGGGCCACGGCCAGGUGCCCACGAGUAUAAAGAUCGCGCGACUGGCCGACUACUUUCUCGGGUGGAAGGGCCAUACGUGGGAGAAUGCUCAGUUUUUGGGAUGCCAGAUUGCAGCCAAGCAGAUUUUUACGCCGGGAAUUGCUAGCAUAGACGGUGCUUAUAUAUCAAAAGAAGAUUUUGCGGAGUAUGGGGCUAAACAGAUCUGGAGUCUGGGGUUGUUCUAGCCGGAUGGUUUGAAGGUGAAGGAUGUAUUUCUAGCGAUGCGUGUUUUUUUCCGUUGUGUCAGUUUGUUUUAAUCUAGCUGUGCUGUGUAGUUUUGGAAUCAUGUAUGAUAAUCAAUAGAUCUGUUGUUGUUCAUAAGCUGGCCGAAAGAGAGGGAUCUGGUGAAGCGGCCGAGG
Messenger RNA from Myxozyma melibiosi, 1885 nucleotides. RefSeq names its product actin-domain-containing protein. Gene Ontology annotation, cellular component: SWI/SNF complex; RSC-type complex. Bases 350 to 1711 code for a protein of 453 amino acids. Lineage: Eukaryota; Fungi; Ascomycota; Lipomycetes; Lipomycetales; Lipomycetaceae. The transcript is spliced from 3 exons. The record is from RefSeq and is a predicted model, not a curated record. Gene Ontology annotation, biological process: regulation of transcription by RNA polymerase II.